Messenger RNA from Aquila chrysaetos chrysaetos, 2850 nucleotides. RefSeq lists its product as uncharacterized. The transcript is spliced from 2 exons. The record is from RefSeq and is a predicted model, not a curated record. Bases 1374 to 2384 code for a protein of 336 amino acids. NCBI's taxonomy places the organism in Eukaryota, Metazoa, Chordata, Aves, Accipitriformes, Accipitridae. Gene Ontology annotation, molecular function: nucleic acid binding; RNA-DNA hybrid ribonuclease activity.
AUAAGCUUGACGAAUGGGAAAAGUGGCCUGUGAAUGGGACGCUGCAUUAUAACACCAUGUUACAACUGAUGUUAUUUUUGAGAGGUGAGCAGAAAUGGGAUGAAGUUAUGUAUUGUGAUUUGUUCUUUACCUUAAAGAAUCAUCCUGAGUGGCAAAAGGAUUGUGGAAUUAACAUGCCACCCAGCGAUCCUUUUGGGCUAUCUUUAGAAAAAGAGGGAAACAAAAAGGUGACAAUAAGCUCAGAAGGUGUUGUUCUGCCUGUAGUAUUGGGCAAAGAUGUUUAAAGCUAUGCAAGCAAGAACGAGAGGAUGAUACUGAAAUUGUAAUUGGAUCUCAAAGGGCCCCACCUAGAACUGCUCCCAGAAAUAGUGAUGAAAGAGAGCCCAUGCAUAGUCCUGUCGCAGGGCAAACAAGAGCUAAACAGAGCGAAGUUAUUCAAGCUCCUCUCCGUCAGGCGCCUGGGACUGAGGGUGUGGCAACUAUUAAAGUACCCUUUUCUAUUGUGGAUUUAAAUAAUUGGGAAGUACCAGCUGGGAGCUAUCAAGAAAACCCUGAUCAAACAGCCCAGGCUUUUGAAACAAUGAUUCAGACUCAGGAUCCUGACUGGAAAGAUGCUAGGAAAUAUACUAUAAUAUGGAUCCUGAGUCUGAAGACGGAAAAGCUCAGUUGGCUCCUUUAUUUAUAGGACAAUCCUCUGAUGAUAUCAGAAGGAAAUUACAAAACUUACAAGGAGCAGAUUCUCGAGAUUGGGGAAAAUUAUUAGAAGUUGCUUGGGUGGCAUAUAGAAAGAGAGAUGAAUUACAGAGUAAAAUGAGUGCAAGGUUAGUAGCUGCUCUGGAAGUAGGAGCUGGCAUGGGACAAAGGAGAGGAACUGGACUGGGGCCACCAGUGGGAUUAAACCAGCCCCUGGGACCGAAUCAGUGUGCGUACUGUAAACAAGAAGGACACUGGAAAGGAGAAUCUCCCCUGAGACCUACAAGGUCACAAGUGAUCCCAAUUUCGACCGCACAAUCUCAGCAAGUUCCCCCUUUCUUAGGAAAGUUGAGUGAAAGUAUCUGACGGGGACCGGAGGGGAGUCUCCCAGCAGAACCUCUGGUGACAGCUAACCUGGGAGAACAGAAAAUUGAAUUUUUAGUUGACACUGGAGCCACCUUUUCAGUUUUAAACACCUUAGAGGGGGAGUUAAGUUCUGAAGAAAGCAGUGUUGUUGGUGCGACAGGUGAAUGAGAGGCUAGACCUUUCUUUAAGCCUUUGACAAUGAAAUUAGGAAAGCAGUGGGUCACUCAUCAGUUUCUGUGUUUGCCAAAUUCUCCUCAAACCCCGGUUAGGGAGAGACCUACUUGAGAAACUGGAAGCAGAAGUUAAAUUUAAAGAUGGUGAGAUUAAAAUUUAAAUUUAAAAAUGGUGAGAUUAAAAUUUUAAUUCCAGAAACUAAACAUAUCGAAGCAGUGGCUUUGUUGUUACAGGACGGCUACCGAAAGCAGAGGAUCAUACCAGUCGAAGUAAAUAAUGCUGUAAUUCCCAUCGUCUGGGCUGAGGAAGUUCCUGGUAAAUCCAAAAGAGCAGAGCCUGUGAGAAUUGAUUUAAAGCCAGGAUCGAGUCUGCUGAGACAGAAGAUGGUUUACCCUGCUGUGUUUUUAACAACUGAUCAACUUGAAGGAGAACUGGAACAUGGCUGCCUGCAGACAAUUGAAGAAGUCUGCUCCAGCCAACCGGAUCUCCGAGGUGCGCCACUGGAAGAAAAAGAUUGGGAGCUAUAUACCGACGGAAGCAGUUUCAUCCGUGAAGGAAAACGUUUAUCAGGAUAUGCGGUAACCACUACUGAGAAGGUAACUGAAUCACGAGCUUUGCCUUCAGAUGUAUCUGCCCAAAAGGCUGAAUUGGUAGCUCUUACUCGAGCACUGGAACUACGUCAAGGAAAACGAAUCAGCAUUUGGAGAGACUCAAAGUAUGCUUUUGGGGUAGUACAUGCACAUGGAGCAAUAUGGAAAGAAAGAGGACUGUUACCUGCACGAGGAACCACCAUUCAGCAUGCAGAACAAAUACUGAAAUUGUUAGAAGCCAUUCAAAAGCCAACAGCAGUCGCGAUAAUGCACUGUAAAGCACAUCAGUCAGGUAGGACUGUCCUUGAAACAGGUAACGGAUUGGCUGAUAGAGCUGCUAAAGAGGCUGCAGAAAAAGGCAUCCUAGCACUAGUUCCAGAGAAAAGUGUAAAUUUACCGAAAGAUGCUCCAAAUUAUAAUGAAAAAGAUGAAGAAUUAAUUAUUAAACUGCAGGCUAGUAAAAAUGAAACCGGGUGGGCUGUAACACCAACAGGUCAAAUAAUAGUCCCACCCGCAAUAAUGAGAGAAAUUGCCCGGGCUGAAAAUAACAAAGUACGUUAGGGAACAGAAAACCUUGUUAAACAUUUACAAAAGUGUAUUUUGAAUAGAGAUAUGACAAAAAUUAUUCGAAUAAUUACAAUUGGGUGUGAAAUUUGUAUACGCAAUAAUCCCCAAACCAAUAAUAAAAUCACUUUUGGAGUUACGAAACAAGGAGAUUCUCCAGGAAAGUAUCGGCAAAUUGAUUUUACAGAAUUGCUUCAAUAAGAGGGAUAUUGAUAUAUCCUAGUUCUAGUUGAUACCGUUACUGGGUAGCCUGAAGCUUUCCCUUGUCGCACCAACAAAACAAGAGAAGUAUUUAUCAUCAUUGUUACAAUCCGCAUCGCUUUCAGCUGUCUUAAAACGAGCCGUGACACAAUCUAUGUUCAAGUGAGACUACUAAAAGAAUUAGUAGCCUCAAACAGAAAGGGGGGGAAUUGAUAGCAUAUUUCCAUACAUUCUGUAUGGUAUAUCUAAAUAUUUUGAUGGU